Molecule: messenger RNA, 2345 nt
Organism: Salmo salar (Atlantic salmon)
Lineage: Eukaryota; Metazoa; Chordata; Actinopteri; Salmoniformes; Salmonidae
Product: cytochrome P450 2K1
Biological process (GO): xenobiotic metabolic process
Cellular component (GO): intracellular membrane-bounded organelle; cytoplasm
Molecular function (GO): heme binding; oxidoreductase activity, acting on paired donors, with incorporation or reduction of molecular oxygen, reduced flavin or flavoprotein as one donor, and incorporation of one atom of oxygen; iron ion binding
Source: RefSeq, a predicted model, not a curated record
AGUCAGUUUGCGUUUUAAUGACAAGAGAGUGGAGCAAAGGUGUAAUAUGCACCUGGUGGUUUAGUGCAAAUAUGACCCUGGUGGUUUAGUGGAAAUAUGAGCUUGGUGAUUUAGUAGAAAUACUACCCUGGUGGUAAAGCAAGUUCAUAGAUUUAUUAAAGCCUGGUUGACGCACGACCCACAUGACUACACAGCGAGCUGUGUCUAAAUAUAGAAAGUUCUGGAAAACAGUGAACUGAAGCCUCAGGAACAAGGAGAGGGCAGAGAACACACCAACUCUCAUUUCCUUCAGGAGCUUUCAAAAGAACGACGGAUACAGUAGCAUUCCUGGAAUGACUAUGAACCACGGCCUCUAACAAUAUUUAUUUCAAAGACAUCCCAAAUUUAGUCUGAAAAAACCCCGAUUAAAAACAAAAUAUGUCUGUUCUAGAAUUAUUUUCACUAAGUGGCAUGUCCGUUAUGUUUAUUACCCUGAAUUUAAUCAUCCUCAUUUUCAUCAUUAAUCGAAACACAAACCCUAAGAACUUCCCUCCAGGCCCCAGAGGUCUACCGCUGCUGGGGAACACCCUCAACCUGGACCUGAAGAAACCCUACCAAACCUUGAUGGAGAUGAAGGACAAGUUUGGCCCAGUGUUCAGUAUUCAGAUGGGCUUGCGUAAGAUCGUGGUUCUGUGUGGCUAUGAGAUGGUGAAGGAGGCCUUGGUCACUCAGGCUGAUCAAUUUGCAGAGCGGCCAGACAUCCCACUAUUCAAACAGAUCACCAGAGGAAAUGGAAUCAUAUUCGGCCAUGGGGACUCCUGGAGGACCAUCCGGAGGUUCACUCUGACGGUGCUCAGGGAUUUGGGAAUGGGAAAGAGGAAUAUCGAGGAGAAAAUCAUUGAAGAGUCAGAAAACCUUGUAAAAAGCUUUGCUACUCAUAACGGUGAUGGCUUCCAGACCACCAUUCCUCUGAAUGCGGCAGCAUCCAACAUCAUCGUCUCUCUGCUCAUGGGCCACAGGAUGGAGUAUGAUGACCCCAUCUUUAUAAAGCUCUUGGAAAUGAACUACGAAAGCUUCAGGCUGGCCAGUGGACCGUUCAUUCAGCUGUACAACAUGUACCCAGUGAUCCACCCGCUGCCAGGGCCUCACCACAAAGUGCUGGCGUACCAGGACAACCUGAAGGCCUUCUUCAGGAAGAGUUUCAUCCAGCACAGACAGAUCCUGGAUGAGAAUGACUCCCGUAGCUACAUCGACGCAUUCCUCAAAAAGCAGCAGGAGGUGAACCCAGGGGUCAAUGAAAAGGAUAAUCCCUCUUCCCACUUCCAUGAGUGGAACCUCCUUUGUUCCGUCACCAACAUGUUUGUGGCUGGGACGGAAACCACCUCCAGCACCCUGGCCUGGGCCUUGGUCAUCAUGAUUAAGUAUCCUGAAAUACAGAGUAAGGUCCAUGAGGAGAUAGACAAGGUGAUUAGUGGUUCCACGCCAAGGAUCCAGCACAGGCAGAUGAUGCCCUUCACCGACGCAGUGAUCCACGAGACCCAGAGGUUCGCUGACAUCCUGCCCAUGGGCCUGCCCCACGAGACCACAGCCGACAUCAGCUUCAAAGGCUUCUUCAUACCUAAGGGGACCUACAUUAUCCCACUUCUGAGGUCAGUGCACCGUGAUAAGGCUCACUGGGAGAAGCCAGAUGAUUUUUACCCUCACCACUUUCUCAACGUCGACGACAAGUUUGUCAAGAGGGAGGCUUUCAUGCCCUUCUCCGCAGGUCGUAGAGUAUGUGUAGGUGAGACUCUGGCCCGCAUGGAGCUCUUCCUCUUCUACACCUCCCUCAUGCAGCGUUUUUCCUUCCUUCCCCCCAUCGGGAUGACUGCUGACGACGUGGACAUCUCCACCUGCGGCGGCCUGGGCCUCGCCGCCCCACCCAUCAAAGUGCGGGCCCUACCUCGUUUCCAUGACACCUAGGGAAUUACCCCAACGGCUUUGUAUUUCAGAUUUUCCUGAGUUAAGGGCAGUUAUCACUGAGAUGUAGUAGGAGACCUCAUCUGCCUUGAAUCUAAAACACUCAGGACUAACCAUUAAAAACACAACUGUACAAAACUAGUUUUGUAAAUGUAACUGUACUGACAAUUAUUGUACAGUCAAGCAAUGGAUAUAAAUGUAUCGAACUUAUCUAGACAAUGACAAGGUCAUUUCAAAACCUAACAGAAGUAUCAUUUUAUUUUGUUAAAUUGUCUGCAGAAACAGAACGAUCGACUGAAACAAUUUAGCAAACAUGACAAUUGUUUUAACAACUAAAUAUGCACAAAUAUAACAGGUUGAGCUUCUGUUAGUCACUGGAAAAGCUAAUUAAAGACUUCUCAAAUCUC